AUCUAUGGUUUACCUGAAUGGUCACGUGAUAUCCACCAGGUAAAGGACUGGCAAUAUAUAUUUUAUCUGAGUUUUUAUCAGCAUGAUAUAAAGAUGAUUUUUAAUCAAAAUAUACUUCUGUUACUUGCUUAUCUUAUCGGUUCCGUCCGACUACAAGAACUUCCUAGGAUAACUAAAAAAAUUCUACCUGAGAUAAAACGUCUUGGCGAAACUGGAAUGUUAAAUUGCACAGUCGCAAGACAAGGCAGUAACAUGGUAAGCUGGAUUCGACCUAAGAAAGAUCAAAUUACCGAAAAUGAUAAGAUUUCAAUAGAAGAACACUUGAAUACAAUUGUUGAUGGGUGGCCGAAAUAUAGCGUCUACCUAAAUGUGCGCGGAGACCAAAGAACAUACACACUCGUUGUUAGACGACUUAUAACAAAUGACAAUGGAACAUAUACUUGCAGGGUAGAUGUUAGAAAUGGAGAUCAGUACGUUUCCACAGAAGGUCAUAUGAUUGUACUUCUCGCUCCGGCUAUUGACAUGACGAGAACAUCAGCAACCGUAAUAGUUCAAGAAGGAGAAUCAACAGUGCUAAGUUGUGCUGCAACAGGCUACCCUUACCCAAAUAUAACUUGGAUCAGAACUAAUGGCAGAAACUUACCUAAGCCAUACAAUAAAUAUUCUCAUAAAGGGAAUACUUUGACACUUAGCAACGCACAAAAAGAGGCAAGAGGUGUCUACAGAUGUAUAGCUGAUAAUAAUGUAAUUCCUACCGCUAAGCAAGACAUCACUGUCUAUGUAAAGUUUAGACCUUCGGCCAAAGCCGUACAGACUUCAUAUGGUCAAAUGCAAAAUAUGUUUUUGGAUGUUACUAUUCAGUGUAUAGUAGCUGGAUACCCUCAGCCCGAAUUGAAAUGGUGGAAACGUACCGCUGGUGGAAGAGAAGAGAUAAAAAAUGAUGCCAAGCACGCCAUAGAAGUUAUUCAUUCUCACGGUCAAACAUUGGGCGUUAGUGAAUACUGGCUAAGUUUGUUAAUCAGAAUUGUAACAGCGAAUGAUUAUGGAGAAUAUGAAUGUGAAGGAACGAACGAAUAUGGAAAAGGAUUUGCAGUUGUAGAAGUAUACGAAACUUCUGAAUGUCAAGGAGCUAAUUGUAUUUUAAGUGAUGAUAAAAGUUCCAUGGCAACUAGAACUUAUUUUAGUGCUUUUUUUUUGUUUAUAACCUUGCUUGUUUGUUUAAUAUGA
Molecule: messenger RNA, 1227 nt
Organism: Dimorphilus gyrociliatus
Lineage: Eukaryota; Metazoa; Annelida; Polychaeta; Dinophilidae
Source: the annotation of a GenBank genome assembly